ACUAAAUCCGGUUUGUGAAGUCGCAUGUAAACGGGAUGAAAGACCAGGAAUUUAUCGCAGAAACUCGAAUACAUCGACAUGUUUCGCGAUCGAUACGUCUCCGUAGGAUUUGAGGAACAUUGGUGUGUUAGUGCAGUGCGGCCGCGUGGGAAGGCACAUUCCUGCGAGGUAAUAAUAGGACUGUUUACAGGAGAGAAUGUUUGUUCAGUAGUGGAAGUGAACAAACUGGAGUGGCUGCUAUUAACCGCCCGUUGCACGGAUGCAGAACUCUGAUUCCGCAGAAACGAAUCGUCGCUUUGGACCUGAUUCCGAUUUUCUGUAGAGACGGUCCAGACGUCGUGGUUUUUCACGUUUGCCGAAGGAAGUGUUAACUAAAAUGGCGUCUGGGUGGAGCAGAGAUCCAUCUGAAGAUCAGCAGCGAUAUUACGAACUGUUGGGGGAUGUCUAUGUGUACGAACCAAACAGCAGCAGAGGACUGUUGAUACUGCGCAGAAAAGUGGGUUACGCCAUGUAUGGCAUACCAGACGAAGAACCAAAGUGUGAUAACGCCCACACGGGUUAUAGUGAGAGCAAGUACAAAACUGUGAAAGCUGUCGUCGACUUCAUGCGAUAUGUAAACAAGACGACGAAAGAGAAAAAUGAGCUUCAUAUGGCCAUUAUAUUUGUCUUCGUGGAACACCAGAAGCAGGUGCUGCAGUUCCCUGUAUUUAGAAUACUGCUCACAGAAACCACGUGGAAAUUCGUGGAUAUGAAAUGCCGCGUUUAUUCAUCGUGGCAGGAUUACUUGACACACAAUGAAUUACCAGAAGGAAAAUUUUGCUGGCCUCUCAAAGGAAUAUACAGUUCUGACUCCAACGACAAAGUUCAGCUUGGAUGGGGAAUUACACCAGCAGCACAUCCUGGCCGGAAGGUGGUUAAAGUAGCAGAUCAAGUCACCUCUUUGGCUGCGCUAGGGGUGGCUGGUGUGUCUGCCCUCGGUUUCCUAACCCCGUUUGGACCAUUGGCGAUGGUGGCAGCUACUGUUUGUAGUGCUGUUACCGGAAUCUACAGCACGGUACGCGGUGCUACAGCACUGGUCGACCGUGGUAUUCACGGCCAAACUGUCAACCCCUUCACCGACAGUCAGGCAGCCAUAUCGUGGUGUUCUAUGGCGGGCAGUGUGGUCGGUGUGGCAUCUGGGGCAGCUGCGAGUCGAGCAGCAAUUCUGGCGAGGAAUGGACAGGUGAUGAGUAAGACAGGACAAAUAGCGCGCAAUGCUCUCGACGUCACUUCAUUCGUUGUCAACGCCGCGGGUGCUGGUAUCGGGGCCAUCAGCCGUGGUGAACGUCUAAACAAGGGGAAGGCAACACCUCUAGAAGUGUUCCAGUUCAGUGCCUCACUGCUGUUUUUCGCUCAUGCCACAGUCAGUUUCCAGACAGCUUCACAACUAAUCGAGGACACACAGAAAGGAGUAAUCGACAAUUUCGAGAAGAAUCUGAGAAGCCAUAGGCACAGGAAACAGCCCAAGAAGUUGGGAAAGAGCACAGCAGGUACUGAUGAGAACGAGGUGGACGGCAAUGAAAGAGUUAUUAGGGGCAUCCGCAGCAUUGGUAGUAAGGAUGAUUUCUUAGUUGGAGUGGUCAGAACAAGGGAAGACUGUGACGGCCACAAAGUCGUACUUUCUGAAAAUGUAAACAAUGCAGAUAAUGGUGGUGCAGAGAUAAAUCCAAAGAAACUAUGUGACCUGGGCAAACAGCAAAGGGAAGAAAUCCUGUCAUUGGUCAAGCAGGCAUCACAGGGCAAAAUAUCUGAUGCCAUUUUAAAAGCCUGUUUUGACUCUGUACUCAGCAUUAACACUACAGGUACCUCUGGAAGACACUUCUCUGAGGAUACUGGUGUAGCGGAGCCAGUAAGUAAACUGACUUCACAGCUGCAGCAGGGUAUACAAGGGAUAGCCAUAGGAAGAAACGAGAUAAUUCUUACUCUCGCAGUUGUGGACGAGCUCACAGUUCAGGUGUGCUCGAAGACAGACAAUAAAUACACGAAAUGGUGGCACCUUAUCUGGCACCAUGUGAGUAAGCUAGUUAGGGAAUUGUACAAUACAUAUGAUGCUCUAACUCUUGAAAAACAGAUACCUAAUUGUACAGAAAAGCGCCAGUUCGAUCUGUUAAAUGGCAUAAAAAUGGCCAAUGUCUUCAUGCAUUUUGUUUUUAUAGUUUACAAUCAAUACAAAGAUCAUGUUGAGCAGCUGAUAAAUGAUAUAGAGAAAUCGAAGGCAAAUGGGAUCUGCGAAAAAUGUAAUCAGGCCAUGUGAUAAGAAGCUGUGUUAACUGGGUUAGUGAGAUCCUUUAAUACCUAAAAUCAGCAGUUACAUGGAGGUCACUGCGAUUGGAGAACACACUGUACGUGUUGUCUCGUUAUAUCAAUGUAAAAACUGUUUUAAAAGAAAUUCCAACCUUUGCAGGACUUACAAAGGAUUGCUAUAAUUUUAUCUUGUGAUACUUCGUAUGUUGUUUAGUUAUGUCUUUACCCUAGGUAAAAUAUAAUGUUCAGUUAUGCGCUGCAGUUUGUGUUUUGUGAAGGGUUGAGACGGACUUGCUGUAUUUUAAGAUCUGUGCCGCUUUUGAAACUCGAGUUUGUUAUGGAAGCACAGUAACAGUAGUACAAUGUGAUUAAAAUUUGUCUUAAAGUUGAAACACAGUAUGAUGGGAUAUCCCACAUUUUACUCAACCUUUUCAUUUUUGUUAGAGUAUUAUUUUUUAUUGUUACUAUUAUUAACAUUAUUAUGAAGCUCUUUGUACUGACCGUUUUUUGUUACUUAAUAAUUUCGUGUAAAACACAUAAUUUAGAAUUUACAGUAAUGUCACUGAUUUGUUACUGUCCUAUUUAUAAAGAAUUAAAUAUAUAGCCAUUUUAUCUGAAAAAAAGACUGCCUGGAUAGUACGCUUCUAACAAAGAACAUAGGUCACAUCCAAGGAGGUAAUAACAGACGGAGAUCAGCAGAAAGGAUGGGUGGAAGACAUGGCACAUUACGUAGGACCUAGUGGAAGCAGAUGUGCAGAGGUCACAACUGCACAGUUCAGAAAGAAAUGAGUUAUCUUAAUCCACUCAUAAAGAAAUAAAAUUUUUAAGAAAGAACUCGUGAGACUGUUUGAAUAAAAAUUAGUUCCAUUGAAAAAAUUUUAUUUCUCUGCAGAAUGUAUCAUUUAUAUAUGUGACAUGUUGUACAUGAGACGAAACAUUUUUUAAAUCGGUUGUAUUAACUUCCGUGAAGUAUUAAGUCUUACAUAUUAAAGAUUUAUAUUGUAUUUAGUUAUCUGUUCACUCACUGUAGUUACUGCCGAAAGAAAAACAAGGAUUCGUUCUACACCCGCAUCACAGUUACCAUGUAUUACAAUAGAUACAAUAAAUUAAAAAUAACACUUAGAUUCUUCUUUAUUUGUUGUUACACAAUAGAAAAUUGAUUCCGCUAUAAGAUAGCAUUUAAAACAAACCAUUGGAUUUGUUUGGAUAAAAAUUUUGUUAUCUCUUUGUCACAAACAUACUGCCACAAUACAUCACUGCCAC
Molecule: messenger RNA, 3546 nt
Organism: Schistocerca gregaria
Lineage: Eukaryota; Metazoa; Arthropoda; Insecta; Orthoptera; Acrididae
Exons: 4
Coding region: 377-2293 (638 amino acids)
Source: RefSeq, a predicted model, not a curated record